CGUGUCCAGGUCAUCCGCUUUUUUGUCCUCGCGUGCACCAACAUGUGUGGUAUCCUCGCAGCUCACGGCAUCGACAAGCCAUCCGCAGAGCGAGCCAAAUUCCUCGCUUGCUCAAAACGCCAGCGUCAUCGCGGCCCGGAUUGGUCGGGCUGCUACGUCGGAGAAAAGACCGUCCUCGUCCACGAGCGUCUUGCCAUCGUCGGUGUCGACACCGGUGCGCAGCCCCUGGUCAGCGAGGAUGGCAAGGUUGUGCUCGCUGUAAACGGCGAGAUCUACAACCACGUCGCUCUCCGCGCCAAAGUCGGAUCGGGCGUCAAGUUCAGGACGCAUUCGGACUGUGAAGUCAUCAUCCCUCUCUACAGACAACAUGACAAGGAGCUCUGCAACAUGCUCGACGGCAUGUUCUCCUUCGUCCUCCUCGACGAAUCUGUCUCCCCUCCUCGCGUCAUUGCAGCACGCGAUCCUAUCGGUAUCACCACGCUCUACCAGGGUCGUAGCUCGCAGAACCCCGGCGCCGUCUACUUCUCGUCCGAACUCAAAUCCUUGACCGAUGUCUGCGACAACAUCAUCUCUUUCCCUCCCGGACACGUAUACGACAGCAGAGAUGACUCGACGGUCAGAUACUACGACCCUAAAUGGUGGAAAGGGGACGACCCCAGCGCUCCUACCAUCCCCAGCACCCCUGCCGAUCUCAAGCUUCUCAGGGAGACCCUCGAAGCUGCAGUCCGGAAGCGGCUCAUGUCCGAGGUCCCCUAUGGUGUCCUGCUCAGCGGCGGUCUCGACAGCAGCUUGAUUGCUGCCAUCGCAGCUCGCGAAACUGAGAAAGUCGCUCAGGCGCAGUACGAGGCCCGCCAGCGGAAGCUCCAGGAAAGCAUCAGCGGGCCUUCCACUCCCCAAUGGGAUGAUCUCACCGAGAAAGCAUCGCUGGCCACAUGGCCGCAGCUGCACUCGUUCUCCAUCGGUCUCGAGAACUCGCCUGAUCUGCUGGCCGCAAGGAAGGCGGCACACUACCUCGGCACCGUGCAUCACGAAUACGUCUUUACGGUGCAAGAGGGUCUGGAUGCUAUUCCGGACGUGAUAUACCACCUCGAGACGUUCGACGUGACCACCGUUCGCGCUAGCACGCCCAUGUACCUCCUGAGCCGCAAGAUCAAGGCCAUGGGCGUGAAGAUGGUCCUGAGUGGGGAGGGCAGCGAUGAGAUAUUUGGAGGAUACCUGUACUUCCAUGCCGCACCGGACCGCGAGUCCUUCCACCAGGAAUGCGUGCGACGAGUGAAGAACCUGCACACCGCCGACUGUCUCCGCGCCAACAAAUCGACGAUGGCCUGGGGCCUUGAGGCCCGUGUACCCUUCCUUGACAAGGCUUUCCUCGAGGUGGCGAUGGACGUCGAUGCCAAGGAAAAGAUGUUCUCGAAAGGGAGCAACCAGGAAGUCGACGAGGACGGCUGCCCCAAGAUGGAAAAGUACAUCAUCCGGAAAGCGUUCGACGUGGCACCUGAUGGCAAGCCCUACCUUCCCAAAUCGAUCCUCUGGAGACAGAAGGAGCAGUUCUCCGAUGGCGUAGGAUAUUCCUGGAUAGACGGCAUAAAGGGCCACGCAGCCUCGGUGGUCUCCGACGAGGACUUUGCGAACCGCGCGCAGCGCUUCCCGCUCGAGACGCCGGACACGAAAGAGGCCUACUUCAUCCGGGAGAUUUUCGACGGACUCUUCCCUCAAGAAACCGCCGCAAAAACCGCCGUCAGGUGGAUACCAAGAGGCGACUGGGGCUGCGCCGCCGACCCGAGUGGCCGGAGCGUCAGCAUACACAACGCUGCCUACGAUGAUUAGGAAAGGUCCACACCGCAGGGGAGGAGGCGGAGGCAUAAAAGUCGUUGAAUUUCAAUUAGAUCGAAAGCAGUGUCAGCGUAAUAUGAUCCACGGGAAACAGAGAUUGCUGCAAG
Molecule: messenger RNA, 1940 nt
Organism: Coniophora puteana RWD-64-598 SS2
Lineage: Eukaryota; Fungi; Basidiomycota; Agaricomycetes; Boletales; Coniophoraceae
Product: asparagine synthase
Exons: 11
Coding region: 43-1827 (594 amino acids)
Cellular component (GO): cytosol
Molecular function (GO): asparagine synthase (glutamine-hydrolyzing) activity
Source: RefSeq, a predicted model, not a curated record